Messenger RNA from Camelina sativa (false flax), 1796 nucleotides. Its product is annotated as U1 snRNP-associated protein usp106. The record is from RefSeq and is a predicted model, not a curated record. Gene Ontology annotation, biological process: mRNA splice site recognition. Gene Ontology annotation, cellular component: U1 snRNP. Gene Ontology annotation, molecular function: mRNA binding. NCBI's taxonomy places the organism in Eukaryota, Viridiplantae, Streptophyta, Magnoliopsida, Brassicales, Brassicaceae.
AAAUCUUCAAUGUGAAUUGUAAAAGCUUCCGAUCAAAAAUUUUAAAAACCCAAUACAGUAGUCUCUGUGUCCGCAGAGAAGAUCAGGUUUGGUGAUUCAGAGAAAUCAAAAGUGUGUGGGUGAAAUAGAGAAAGAGAUAACGAAGAUGGACGCAAUGAGGAAGCAGCUCGAUGUGCUCAUGGGAGCUAACAGAAACGGCGACGUGACGGAGGUGAAUCGCAAAUACUACGACCGCGAUGUUUGCCGUCUCUACCUCUCUGGUCUCUGUCCUCACGAGCUUUUUCAAUUGACGAAAAUGGAUAUGGGUCCUUGCCCGAAGGUGCACUCUUUGCAGCUGAGGAAAGAAUAUAAAGAAGCAAAGGCAAAAGGUGUUGACAACUACGAUAGGGAAUUGGAAGAUGCGAUAGAUAGGCUUAUUAUUGAGUGUGAUAGGAAGAUUGGUAGGGCCCUUAAUCGUCUUCAGGAAGAGGAUGCCAAAGCUGCAUUUGCAAUUUCAGUCAUCCAAGUUACUCAGUCACCUGAAAUUCUCGAACUAUCGAAGCAAAUCAAAGAGAAGAUGAAGGAAGCAGACCUGCACGAUCUUGAAGGCAAAAUGGAUCCGAAGAUUAGAGCUCUCGAGUUAGUUGAAGAAAUGAGGAUUAAAAGAGCCGACCUGCAGGCUGUGCUACUGUUGGAUGCCUUCAACAAGGAUAGGGCAUCCUUGCCACAGCCCGUGCCAGCUCAGCCACCAGCUGCAGUAUUACCUUCGCCUGAUCCUCGUACUCAAGAAAUGAUCAAUGAAAAAUUAAAGAAAGCAGAAGAACUUGGUGAACAAGGGAUGGUUGAUGACGCGCAGAAAGCACUAGAAGAGGCGGAAGCACUUAAGAAGGUUACUGUUAGACAAGAAGCUGUAGUGGAUUCAACCAAGUACACUGCUGCUGAUGUGCGCAUUACAGACCAGAAACUGCGUCUAUGUGACAUAUGUGGAGCAUUUUUGAGCGUCUAUGACAGCAGGCUAUUUGGGCCCAGUUUUACGAGGAUUACUUUUGCAGCUAAUAAAUGUGCGUUCUUUCUUGAUUUAUUGUGCCUGUUAGAGAUAUGCAAUAGAACUUUAAACUACAAUUAUGUCACCAAUUGUUAUUUGCAUUUGGCAAUGUCAAAAAUCUUUUGUACUGCCUUUAGUGAUCGUCGGUUAGCUGAUCAUUUUGGAGGGAAACUACAUUUGGGUUACAUGCUGAUCCGCGACAAAUUGGCAGAGCUUCAGGAGGAGAAGAACAAAGUUCAGAAGGAACGGGUUGAAGAAAGGAGAUCAAAGGAAAGGAGUAGAGAGCGAGAACCAAGUAAAGACAGAGACGGAGGAGAUAUCCGUGACCGUGGAAGAGAUGUUGACCGUAGGAGUAGAGACCGCGACAGGCACCAUGACCACCGUGAACAUGACAGAAACUAUAAUCAGUCACGUGGCUAUGACUCAAGAAGCCGGCGCAGUUCGCGGUCCAGGUCAAGGGAAAGACAACCGAUGGAUUAUGAUCGCCGCAGACGCCAUGACCGCUAUUAAGACCCUACCAAAGAUGAUUGCACCAGGUUUAAGAGGUUCUUACGGUUGCGUUUAGGAUCAAUUUGGAGUGCCAGACCCUUUUUUUUUCUUCUUUGCUUAUUGUGUUUUCAGGUCUUUUGAGAUUGUAAGUUACUAAGAGAAACUUCUUCAGAUGUUUUUUUUUUCUUUCUCUUUUUACUUUUGUGUUGACAUCAAAGACUUGUGAGUAGAAAGAUUGGUGUUCGAAAAAAAAGAAAAAGAAAGAAGGAUUGUGAUGAUCUCA